Cydia fagiglandana is the source of this 5084-nucleotide messenger RNA. It is a transcript of the gene Kat60, whose product is annotated as katanin p60 ATPase-containing subunit A-like 1. The record is from RefSeq and is a predicted model, not a curated record. Gene Ontology annotation, molecular function: ATP binding; ATP hydrolysis activity; microtubule severing ATPase activity. The transcript has 10 exons. Bases 321 to 1943 code for a protein of 540 amino acids. Gene Ontology annotation, biological process: microtubule severing. Gene Ontology annotation, cellular component: microtubule cytoskeleton. NCBI's taxonomy places the organism in Eukaryota, Metazoa, Arthropoda, Insecta, Lepidoptera, Tortricidae.
AAUGUUGGCAACAUUGAUAUCAAAGUAUACGUUCGAUUGUGUGCGUGAGUAGCUGUCGACGAACCAAAUUGAUAAGUUUGUUUUGUCAAAAAAAUAAUACCAAUUUAUAAAUUCAACGGACUUCAAGCCAUGUGACAAGUGACUAACAAAAAUGAUAAACAGUUCAAUAGUUUAAAUUAAACACAAAUCUACACCACGUUUUGAAAUAAGUUUCGGUGGUAAAAUGAAGUGUAUUGCUGGGAGUCUCGGUGGAUGUCACACGCGAUCUCACUUUGAGGAGGUCUCAGGAAUUGAGUAAAUUUUCGAGGAGGAAUCGUUACAUGUACGCAGCGGGAAUGACAAUAAUGGCAGUUUCUGUUGGCGAAAUUUGCGAGAACACCAAGCUGGCUCGGGAGAUGGCCCUCACGGGUAAUUACGAGUCAGCGCUGGUGUACUACGAAGGGACAGUUCAGAUGAUACAUAGACUGCUGGUGACCAUCGCAGACCCCACACGAAAAUCCAAGUGGCAGUUGGUACAAAAACAGAUGGCGCGCGAGUACGAACAGCUAAAGGCGACAGUGGCCACGCUGCAGAUGUUCCAGCAUGAGGGGGAGAAGGCCAUCACGCCUAUGACUGGCAAUUACGAUGACUUCCCAACGCGAGACCAGAUGUGGGGACCGGCGCCGCACGAGCUCGACCCUGACAUAUGGCCGCCGCCGCCGGACCGGGACCCCAAUGCUUGGCCCUCGCCCACCAGCGUCGAACACAAAGGACCUCCACCCCUGCGCUCUGCGCGCAACAACCCCCGCAACGCACCUACCAAGAAACCAACCGGCAAGCAAGCAACCACGUCGCAACGCAAAACUUCAGAUGUGCGGAACCCUAAGCUCGCGGGCAACAAGAAUCACAGUCACAGUGCAAGAUCAAAAGAGGCGAAUAGCAAAGAGCCCGCGGGCGGCAAAGAAAAGCAGGACCGCGACAACAACAACGGCGACACAGACGACGAGAAGCACAGCAAGGAGGACGAGCGGCGGUUCGAGCCGGCCGCGGCCUGCGACGGGGACCUCGUGGACAUGCUCGAGCGGGAUAUAGUACAAAAGAACCCCAACAUCCGGUGGGACGACAUCGCGGAUUUAUCAGAAGCCAAGCGGCUGCUAGAGGAGGCCGUAGUCUUGCCAAUGUGGAUGCCUGACUUCUUCAAGGGCAUCAGACGGCCGUGGAAAGGCGUGCUGAUGGUGGGUCCGCCGGGCACGGGCAAGACCAUGCUGGCCAAGGCCGUCGCCACCGAGUGCGGGACCACCUUCUUCAACGUGUCCUCAUCCACUCUCACCUCCAAGUACCGCGGCGAGUCCGAGAAGCUCGUGCGACUGCUCUUUGAAAUGGCGCGGUUCUACGCGCCGAGCACAAUCUUCAUCGACGAGAUCGACUCGCUCUGCUCGCGGCGCGGCUCCGACAGCGAGCACGAAGCGUCGCGUCGCGUCAAGUCGGAGCUGCUGGUGCAGAUGGACGGACUCGGCUCCGCCACGGAUGAACCCCACAAGGUGGUGAUGGUCCUAGCAGCGACCAACUUCCCCUGGGACAUCGACGAGGCGCUGCGGCGGCGGCUGGAGAAGCGCAUCUACAUCCCGCUGCCCACGCAGGAGGGCCGCGAGGCGCUGCUGGCCAUCAACCUCAAGGAGGUCAAGCUGGACCCCGGGGUCGACCUCGCCUCCAUCGCCAGGAAACUGGAGGGCUACUCCGGCGCGGACAUCACUAAUGUGUGCAGAGACGCGUCCAUGAUGUCGAUGCGGCGCAAGAUCGCCGGCCUCAAGCCGGAGCAGAUCAAGCAGCUCGCCAAGGAGGAGCUGGACCUCCCCGUCACCAAGGCGGACUUCCUCGACGCACUGCACAAGUGCAACAAGUCCGUCUCCAAGGGGGACAUACAGAAGUACUUGUCGUGGAUGGCCGAGUUCGGCUCCUCUUGAUUGUUGGUCUGAAUGAAAACGGACGUUACGGCUGCUUUAGACGGCGCGCGGACUCGCAUGCGAUUCUAGUUACGUUGCCGACUGUUGGUUACGACCGAUCAAAUACCGCAAUGUGAUGAAACUGAGUUCUCGCAUCGUCUAAAUGAGCCCUUAUAUGAGCGUGUCGGAUGGUUGUUGUUGCGACACUGAUAAAAAAAUUAAAAAAGUUCCACAGCUGCAGACAAAUGAUGGCCAUUCCAUUCGUGCCAGCUUUCGUUAAUCGACCUGUAACCACCACGCUGCCACGGAUACGAUACGACCAUCGUAUCCAUACUAAUGUAGCGGUACGGCACCAUACAAUAUGCGGUAACUUAAAAGUCACCAAUAGCUCAGAGACUGAGCUUUCCUCGGAAAACAUAUAAAAACUCAAAAAUGCGCGUUUUCCCAGAGAUAAGAUCCGGUAGAUCGAUUUUUCGCCCCCGUAAACCGCCAUAUAGCAAAUUUCAUCGAAAUCGUUAGAGCCGUUUCCGAGAUCCCCGAAAUAUAUACAUAUAUAAAUAAAUAUACAAGAAUGGCUCGUUUAAAGGUGUAAGAUAAAACAUACGGCGCCGUACACUGCCAUCUAAUUUAACUGUCAAACUUUUUUUUGAAACAUAACUCUUUCAAAUUAGGGGGGGAUGGACAUCGGAUGAUGACGUAGGAGGACACGGGGUCAUUCGAAGCAUGAUUUUAGGGGGGGGUCAAAAAUCGUCAAAAAUAGAUGACGUAAUUUAUGAACAGCCCCUAUAGUAUCACACUUUGCUUUAAUGACAGAGAAACAUUGGACAAAGAAAUUUGACAGGUGGAAUUUUUAACGAUCGAACAUCUCGAAAAUUGGAAAAUUCAAUUUAGGACAAUACAUGAAAAAUCUAAAAUUAGAGGUAUUAUCAUUAUUAUUUUUUUCUUUGAGCUUGAUAUUUUAUCAGUGUCGCAAACACAACUAGUUUAAAUCAUAGAGACACCAUACGUCGACAGUUUCAUUUGUAGUCAGUUCUGAGUGUUCUAAUCACCAAAUUUUAUUGAACACGUUUUAGUGCAAGAAAUUACUGUUUUGGUCGCGUGUAAUACGUAUAUUUCAAUCAAAACUUACAACAAAUUAGUAACUUCUAGUACUAAAACCGAUUUGACUAAAACAGUAAUAAAUAUGUAAAAUCAAGCGACAAAAUGUGUGGUAAUUUUGGUAUAUGGAAUUGACACAUAGAGGGCGAAAUAUAAUGAAAUUAUCCACUAUAUUAGCAAGUCGGGACCCUAAGAACCCCACAGAAAUCUAAUAUCAUUCGUGUAUAACACACUAGAGAAAUAUUCCGUUACUGUUUUAAAUCGUGAUUCAAUUGCAAAAAUAAAUGAAAAGUGAAUCACUUUAUGCCUUAUUAACUCAUAGACGUGUAAGCUAUCGGAGCAACAUUAGGACUGUUUCAGUAUUAAUAAAGCAAGUAUAUUACAUUUUAUAGUGGCAUAUCGAAAUUGUUUAAUAAUAAGUGUCAGUGAAGUGUAGGAAUCAAUUAUCAAGAGGAAGACAUUCCGAUUUGAAAUUAAUAUAAUUUAUAGGCUCUAACCUAAAAAAGUGUAUAAUAAAUUUGGCAUUUUAACCUUUAAAAAGAUACACUAUUUUUUCAAGAUAAAUCCAUAGUUUUACAUAGCACAAACUGUAAUGAAAUAGGAGUGUACAAUAUUUAAAAGCGAGUUCGCUAUAUUACAUAUAUCCCAAUAGUAUAGAUCUGCAGGUUUUGUACAUCCAGUGACCACCCUAGCCAUAGCGAGCGCCUUGCCUCAACCUUUGUAAAUUAAAUGUCACAUUUAGACAUUUAUAUACAGAAUUAAACUUAAUCAGUUUAUGAAAAACCGAUGCGUUAUUAAUUUGAAGCAGAUAUAUUUGCGAGUACACAUCAGUUCCUUUGGUAUCGUCUUGGGUCGUCCCAUUCGUUUUUCGUCAAGUUCUUAAAUUAGUCCUAUUCUGCUUUCGUCAAUCAUUCUACAUUGAAAGCCUCCGACGAUUGUGACGAAUGUAGAAUGGGUGACGAAAGCAGAAUAGUACUAAUUUAGGAACUUCACGAAAAACGAAUGGGACGACCCAAGACGAUACCAUUCCUUUCAAAAACUACAUUCUUGUGACAAAUCUGUUACUUUGUUAUUAUUUUAGAGCAGUGAUCUUUGUACUUAUUAGGUUAAAUUCGAGAUUUGUUUAUUGUUAAGAAAUAAUUAUAUGCCAUAACUAAUUUAUGUGUACUUUUUAUAGAUUUAUAUUGAAAAAAAAUCUUAACUUUAUUUUGAUAAGUAUGAAUUAUAUAUUUGGCAUUUAUUCAUAAUUUAGCUCAACUAAAAUCUAGAAUUGUGUUUGGAGUUUUUUUUAUAAGAGAUUGUGAAUACCUUUAUAGCCUAUAUGACCAAAAAAUGUUUUUUGUACAUAAACACAACAGGAACUUCCCGCGACCACCGCAUGCAUGUGCCUAAUGCUUUUAAUAUCUAUGACAUGUUUUUUUAUGGAAAUAAAUUUCAAUUCUUUAAUAAAACGCAAUUGGAAAACUAAAUCUUAACAAUAACGGCGAUGUCGGCGAUUAUUAUCAUUUAAAAUUUCCUACUAAUUAUCUCGAAAAUAAAUAUGUAUGGUUUGUAAUUUGUAAUCAACCUUAGGUUGCUAGUUUAAGAAUAUGAUUGUUAUUACCUCUAAGAUCUCUUACAUAAUAUAAUAGUAAUAAUAUUCUUGAGCUUGUAAAGCCUAAAACUAUAAUUAGUGGUCCUCUAACUAUAAAAUUUAAUGAUUGUGUGACACAUAAUUACGAUGUGGUAACUCGUACCAUAAACCGUUCAUGGUAAUCACUGUGAGAGUGAAAAAUUACCCCAGUACAAUAUACAAACUUAAACUAGUAUGGGAUACUGUAUGUAUCAAUAUAAUGCUGAUACAUAGAAAAAAGACAAACUAAUUUACACCUUUCACUUUCACCAUGUUGAUUUUCAUGCUAAAUAUGGAGUUCUACGACGUCCUCCAAAUGCAAUGCCGGAACAUGAUAAAUGAAAAUUUUACAAUCUCAUUUUACAAGUUAGAGGACCCAAGAUCUAUUUUUGCAAUCUUGUUAACAAAUCUUGCGUUAAAAAUAGAUGAAAUAAAACCAUUUUAAUACUGAA